Messenger RNA from Lathyrus sativus (Indian pea), 846 nucleotides. The record is from the annotation of a GenBank genome assembly. Lineage: Eukaryota; Viridiplantae; Streptophyta; Magnoliopsida; Fabales; Fabaceae.
AUGAAGAUCUUCAAUUGGGUGCACAAGAGGUUUCAUCAUAACAACUCUUCCAACGAUGGAUUUGGAUCUAACAUGAAAAAGAAUGAAUCUACAAUGAACAACAAAAAUGAUAAUCAAGCUUUGUUGAAACAAGUUGCUUUGACCGAUAUGCUUGGAGGUUGGAAUGAUGGAAUUCUAACCAUUGGAACUCUUGGCUAUGAUCCAAUGAAAUCAAUCAACAAUCACAAAGAUUACUAUUCUUUGGAAGCUGAAAAACCACAUGAUUUAGUCGAUGACGACGACGAUGAUGAAAGUUUCUAUAAUGCUGAACAAGAGGAACUCAAUCCAUUGAUCAACAAUACAUUGGAUGAGAACAACAACUCUGAGGAUGUUGUUUGUGAAAACCAUGAUGAUGUUGAAGAAGUCAAUGCUACAAAAGAGAAAGAAGUGAUGAUUGAGAACUUUAAGGAAAUUGUUUAUGUUCCUCCUCCACCUAUGAUUUUUCAUGAAAUCAUUGAGGCAAAUGAUGUGGAAGCUGAUCAAAAGAAAAGAAUCACUUUAGCUGAUCUAUUCCUUGCUGAUUCUGAGCUUAAGAUGAAACUUGAUUAUCCUAAAGCAAAAGUGCUGAAUGAGUCAAGUGAAAAACCAAACCUUAAACCAAAAAAUGGAUUUUCUUUUGCUAAGAAGAUCAUUCCUCUUGUUAAGGACAAUGCACAUCCAAUCAAAGACAUCAAGAAACUGAUGAAGAAGAUGUUAAAGAGGAAAAUCCAUCCAGAUCUUGAUGUCAAGAAUCACAAAGCAGAAGGAAACACUAUUGAUAACCACAUGAAUGAAGGCAAUGGCUCAAGCUAUUUCAUCCCAAUUUAA